This is a messenger RNA of Strongylus vulgaris, 524 nucleotides long. NCBI's taxonomy places the organism in Eukaryota, Metazoa, Nematoda, Chromadorea, Rhabditida, Strongylidae. The record is from the annotation of a GenBank genome assembly.
AUGUUCCUAGCACAGUUUGGUUUCUGCUGUGUGUAUUUCGUUUUCAUGGCUGACAAUCUAAAGCAGUUUUUUGACCAAACAUCAAAUAUUCACAUCUCGCAAGCAGGAUGGAUCGCCUUGAUACUUGUUCCAAUCAUGGCGUUGUGUACAAUACGUGAGCUAAAGGCGUUGGCACCACUUGCUGCCAUUGCCAACGUUGUCUACCUCAUAGCCGUGUGCAUAGUUCUUCAACAACUUUUUCAAAUCGAACGGCCAACCUGGUCCCUUCCCGCUGUGGCAAAUUGGUCGACAUUACCCUUAUUUUUUGGCACUGUUAUGUUCGCCUUUGAAGGAGUGGCUGUGGUACUGCCUAUAGAAAAUCAAAUGGAUGAGCCAUUGCAUUUUAUCACUCACAAUGGUGUAUUGAAUACUUCAUGUUUUUUGGUACUGAUACUGUAUAUGACUGUAGGAUUCUUUGGCUACUUGCGAUUUGGUGACGGCAUUAUGGAUACGCUUACAUUGAACUUACCACAAACAAAGUAAGA